AUUCCUUGAGGAAAGAAAUAAACUACAUUAUUCACGAUAUAAUGAUCAAAGAGGAGGUAGAUGGGGAAGAGCAGGAUUGGGAAGAGGAAAAUUUGGAAGAGGAGGAUGGAGAGGAGGCGGAGAAGGAAACAAAGGAAGAGGCGGACAAGGAAGAGAAGGAUGGAGAAAAAGAGGAUGGAGAGGAAAUUGGGGAGGAAGGUGGGGGAGAGUAAAUAAUGUUUACUAUAAUUAUUAUUCAUAAAAUAAAUAUUGUAUAAAUAAUAAAAAUGAAACAUUGUAAAAUUUUAUUUUCCUUUUCUCGCACAAUGAACCACCGCGAUCGCGGCAACGGCGAGUACAUCCGUGACGAAAAUUGAAUUGGAAAGUAAAUAAAGUGUAAACAAAA
Molecule: messenger RNA, 385 nt
Organism: Odontomachus brunneus
Lineage: Eukaryota; Metazoa; Arthropoda; Insecta; Hymenoptera; Formicidae
Product: protein FAM9A-like
Exons: 2
Coding region: 42-212 (56 amino acids)
Source: RefSeq, a predicted model, not a curated record